AUCUCUGAAGGCUACACUACAACACAGCAGUGCAGAUCACACACUACUACUGAAUUUGUCUCUUUUCCUGAGUGUAAUUCUGUCUGUUGUUCUGAUCUCGUCUGACAGCUGCUCGCCUGUGUCCUGAACCCUUGUUGUCAGGGCUACCUCUCCAUGGAGACGCAUUCCCAAAAGGUUGAGAGGAGGGCUUUAAGGUAAAGGAGACCCUCACCUUGAUGGAGCAACAAGUUAAGAGGAAGAGGAAGAAGAAGGAAAGGCUGUAGGUGGAGGGAUUAGAGACAGUUUCACACUGGAGACACGAGAAGAGUAUAAUUCAACUGAAGGAAAGAAAAAGAAAAGUUGCAUGAAUUUAGAGUGAAUUUGUCAGAAUGGGCUAUGAACUGGAGAGGUUUGUGGGCUAUGUGAAUGAAGGGCUGCUGUGCUGUGUGUGUCGAGACGUGUUGGAUCGCCCCCUCCAGGCCCCCUGUGAACAUGCCUACUGCAGUGCCUGCAUCAGCAGCUGGCUGCUCCAUCACCACUCCUGCCCUGAGGAUAGACUGCCACUGGAUGUUGGCAGCCUCAAACCCCUGUACAGGUAUAUGCGUAAUGACUUAAACCGCCUGCAGAUCCGUUGCGUGAAUGCAGGGCAGGGUUGUGAGGUGGUCUGCUCUCUGGAGACCCUGCACACACAUGAGGAUGAGUGUGAGUUUGCCUUCGUCUCCUGCUCUAACACAGGUUGUCCUGUGCAGGUAGAGAGGCGGGGUUUGGAGGCUCACUUGGCAGAAUGUAACUUCCGCAGCAGGGAGUGUCCAAACGGCUGUGGUCAUACCCUUCUCUCCAUUGAUCAAUCGCAGCAUAACUGUGUGGCCGAGCUGCGCACAGAGGUGGAGAUGCUCAGGGCAGAGAUGCUGUGCAAGGUUGAAGAGGUGAGACGAGAGAUGGAGUCUCGGUUGGACUCGCAGAGGAGACACAUGGUUCAGAAAGAGUCGCAGCUGAAGAACGAUGUGGAGGAACUCAAGGAUCAGUUGUCCCGCGUAAUGUGCGACAUGAGAGCCCUGUUAGGAGCCGAGCGCCUCAGGAGACAGGAGUUGGCAGAAGCCGAGCUGGAGAAGAGGGAAUUGCUGGAGCUCUUUAGAGACCUGCAUCCUACCAGGAAUCAGCAGCUUGUAGAACCAGCAGUCAGGGAGCAGCUUCAGGGAGACUUGCACGCAACUGGAUGGGACCCACAUGUCGAAGUGACAAGACACCAGCAGAGGGAGUCACCUUUACACGCCUCCAGCCUCUCACUACAUUCAGCUCAGGCUAUGAAUAUCUCAGGUCCACCUCAAUCACCUCAGCUGGGAGAGGGGGCCCGCAAGGUUGGGACAAGGAGCCUGACUCUCGACUGCAUCAAGAGGAAGAGUCGGGAGGUGACGGUCAUCUGAGAGGACUGAACCAGU
Messenger RNA from Labrus bergylta (ballan wrasse), 1418 nucleotides. It is a transcript of the gene rnf41l, whose product is annotated as ring finger protein 41, like. Gene Ontology annotation, molecular function: zinc ion binding. The record is from RefSeq and is a predicted model, not a curated record. Lineage: Eukaryota; Metazoa; Chordata; Actinopteri; Labriformes; Labridae.